Molecule: messenger RNA, 2031 nt
Organism: Saccharomyces cerevisiae S288C
Lineage: Eukaryota; Fungi; Ascomycota; Saccharomycetes; Saccharomycetales; Saccharomycetaceae
Gene: IFM1
Product: translation initiation factor 2
Exons: 1
Coding region: 1-2031 (676 amino acids)
Biological process (GO): translational initiation; mitochondrial translation
Cellular component (GO): mitochondrion
Molecular function (GO): GTPase activity; translation initiation factor activity; GTP binding
Source: RefSeq, marked reviewed
AUGCUCAGAAGACACGGAUUAUUCUGGUUAAAGACAUGUCCCCGUCUAAAUGUUCUUCUAAAUCAAUCCAUACCGAUACCUCAUUUGCUUCAUAGCCGUGAUAUUUGCCAGCAAAGAUGGUAUGCAAAAGGGAAAAGAAGGAACCAGAUUUCCAAGAAAGAGUUAAAGCCUCUCAAUUUUUCUAUUCCGAAUUAUAUUUCUGUGAAUAAAUUGGCCAAUUUGUUAAAUUGUCGUGUGGAAAGAUUAAUCAAAGAUUUGACAGCAUUAGGUUUCGAAAAUAUUACAACCACGUAUAUAUUAUCAAAAGAAUACGUCGAAUUGAUUUUACAAGAAUACAACUUUGCCCUUCCGAAUCUGUCAACGUCUACAAAUUUAGAUAAUGUUUAUGAUGAGCUAAAAUCUCCUGUAAACCCAAAAUUAUUAACCAAAAGAGCCCCCGUGGUAACUAUAAUGGGCCAUGUUGAUCAUGGUAAGACCACUAUCAUAGACUAUCUAAGGAAAUCUUCUGUUGUGGCUCAAGAACAUGGUGGAAUCACGCAACACAUUGGUGCCUUUCAAAUAACAGCUCCGAAGUCUGGGAAAAAGAUCACAUUUUUAGACACCCCUGGCCAUGCUGCCUUUUUGAAAAUGAGAGAAAGAGGUGCAAAUAUUACUGAUAUUAUUGUUUUGGUGGUAUCUGUAGAAGAUUCUCUGAUGCCCCAGACAUUAGAAGCCAUAAAACAUGCCAAAAAUUCAGGAAAUGAAAUGAUAAUUGCAAUAACGAAAAUAGAUAGAAUUCCACAGCCAAAAGAACGUGAAAAAAAAAUUGAAAAAGUUAUAAAUGAUUUGAUUGUUCAAGGAAUACCAGUAGAGAAAAUUGGCGGAGACGUUCAAGUGAUCCCGAUAAGUGCCAAAACUGGUGAGAACAUGGACCUUUUAGAGGAAUCAAUAGUCCUAUUAAGUGAAGUAAUGGAUAUAAGAGCUGAAAACUCCCCUAAAACUAUCGCAGAGGGUUGGAUUAUCGAAAGUCAAGUUAAAAAACAGGUCGGAAAUGUGGCGACCGUCUUGGUUAAGAAGGGCACUUUACAAAAAGGGAAAAUUCUAAUUUGUGGUAAUACAUUCUGCAAGAUCAAAAAUUUAAUUGAUGAUAAGGGCAUACCGAUUCUUAAGGCAACACCAUCAUAUGCUACAGAGGUUCUUGGUUGGAAAGAUGUACCCCAUGUUGGAGAUGAGGUCAUUCAGGUAAAGAGCGAAGCGAUCGCUAAAAAGUUCAUCAGUAAAAGGCAAGAUCUUAUCGAAGUUCAAAAAAACUCUAGUAUCGUUGAAAAAUUAAAUGAAGAAAGGGCCCUUGCCAAAGAGCAACACCUAAAUAAGGAACUGGAACAUGAGAAUACUGUCCAGGAACACGAACAAAAUACUGGUCCUAAACUUAUUAAUUACAUCAUCAAAUGUGAUGUCUCUGGCUCAGCAGAAGCGGUUUCAGAAAGCAUUUCCUCUCUAGGAAAUGACGAAGUGAGAUGUAAUGUUAUCUCUUCUUCUGUUGGUAUACCUACGGAAAGUGACUUAAAGAUGGCGCAAAUAACGGAGAGUACAAUUCUAUGCUUCAAUUUGGGGAAUUUGCCGAGUGAGGUGAUCAACAAUCGUGCUGGCAUCAAAAUAAAACAGUACAAUGUUAUCUAUAAGCUAAUUGAAGACGUCACUGAAACACUAACUGAAAAUCUAAAGCCCAUCUUUGAAAAAAAGAUCGUUUCAACUGUUGACGUUCGUGAAACUUUUGACUUUAGGUUAAAGAAAAAAAUUAUUAGGAUUGCAGGUUGCAAAGUAAACAACGGUGUCAUCAAAAAGAAUUCAUUGGUGCAGGUAGUUAGAGGUCCUAACGAAGAUGUAAUUUUUGAUGGGAAAAUCUCUACUUUGAAGCACAAUAAAGAUGACGUAGCAGAAGUUUCAAAAGGGCAUGAAUGUGGAAUCACUUUUGAGAGUGGAUUCGAGGGUUUCAAACCAGGUGAUAAGAUCCUAGUUUAUGAAAACGUGCGAGUUCCUCGUUACUUGUAA